AAAUGGGGAAUGUAGUGAUGAACAUCAGAGCAAUAAAGACCUGCAAACCGUGAGGAAAGUGUUCGGGGGUACGUUUAAGCCUUACGCUGUGAAAAUCAAGGAUCAGAUUAGAUAUGAAAAGACAGAAAAUAGUACACGGUGAAAGGACUUUGAGUGACAGCCGAGGGAUGAAGCUGCCUUUCUUUUUAGGAUUAAUGGAGGAUGCCACUGAGGUCACGUCUUGAAAUGAAGGAAAGGAAAUGAGUUUUAAACAGCAGAUUCAAAUAUUCAGAGGGCCCGAUGUUUAGAGUUCUGUUUUAUGGUGCAAUGUCAAAUACUUUGACUUUGUAGUUCUGCCACUGUUGAGGGAGUUUUUUAUAAGUUGUCAGGUAGUGAAACAGGCAAACCUACAUGUCAAGUCAGCCAUUAAAAGCUUUGCAUUCAUGAUUUUAGUGCACAUCAUUGGAAUAUGCAUGCAUACAUACAUCUCAGUUCACUUACUGAGACUGAUCUGUGUUCUUGUUGUACAUUAGAUACCAGUUCUUUUUGCUUAGUAUAAAAAAUCAAUGUGCAAAUUUAACCUGAGUCACAUGAGACAUCCUUAGUCUUUGAAGCCUUUUCUUUUUGUUAAACUUUAUUCAACACUUUGCAUAGUACGAAACUGCAAACAUAACAGAUAACAGAGCAGUCACAGACAUUUAUGUAAUCCCAAAAAAGAUUACUCUACUUUCACAUCAGUCCAUAUCUGGACUUGAAACUGUUCCUCUUAAACACUGUCCUCUGCUGCUCCUUCUUCUUCUUCUUCUUUAAAAAAACGGAGAUCCAUUUAUCUUGUAAAGCUUUAAAAAAAAAAAAAAGAAAUAUGAUAUCUCACUAGAUUUAAAGUAAAUACAGCAUAUAUUCUUUCUCCUGUGUUAUCCUCGAGCUGUAGUGGGAAGCACUUUCAUCACAAAAUGUGGGAAACUGCUGCAGCACAACAAAGGCGGGCACUAUUUUGUCAUUCCUUCUGGAAGGUAGCAUCGGUUUCUUCCCUGAUGGACUUUCAGGAAUAUUUUAAAAAACUAUUACCAGCCAGAGAAUAAUAAACUAUUGUUCUUUGACUUUUUUUGUGUCUUUUUUAACUGUUUUAUUAAUUGUUUGGGUCUAAUUCCUGUGAUGUAAUGCUGCACCCUGGAUUAAUAUGUCAGCAGGAUUCAAACAGUAAUAAAAUCAGUCCAUUUCUAGAGCAGAGAGACAUCUGUGACUUUGUGAACCCGGAAAAAAAAGGAGGGAACACAACUCCUGACAAAAAUGAUUUGUUGUUCUCUCCGUGCGGAUUAAUCUCUCGGAUGUCAGGUGAACUUUAAACCGGUGUGAUGGACUACUUCUUAAACAAGCCAGCGGAUUGUUUUAAUAGCAAAUCUAAAGAGUUCUCCAAACUUAAUGGAGAGAUUAAUGUUUUAUUUAUUUAUUUAUGGGACUUUAUUUACAUCUGCUGCCACAGUUGUCAACAUCAUGUGUCACAAAUGGCAUAUAAUUAGUUGUCUUAAAUAAAGACUUUUUGUGGUAAGUGAAACAAAGCAGUGAUUAGUGCAAAAUAGCAUCAUACAGUGUGACGUACCAUUUAAAUGGAAGUUUUGGGUAAUACAUGAUUUUAUUAAUUGUUUGACACCUAAAUGAAAUGGUAUUUUGUCAAAAUGAAUCUUUUUUUUUUUAACUUAAACAAAAAAUGUUUCCAAUGUGAAAAGAUACUCGAUGUUACUCAAAUGUGGAAGCGUUAACUCACAGCGGUAACUUUCAGUAUUUCAGGGGUUGUUUAAAUCUCUCUAUUCUUAUUGCAAACUAGUCAAGCUUUGUAUGAGUCUCAGCACCCUAGACUUAUGUAACGGCACUGAUACAAGCUACUUUGGCUUCUGUCUCUUUAAAACCCCUCUCCCAUUUUCUUCUGAUUAUGUCCAUUUUGCCUGGCUUUUGCAAAAAGAACCUCGAGUUUGUGAGCGUCACGUCCUCUGCUUGCCAGUUCAGAGGUUCAGAAAAACAAACAAAAAAACCCCAGUAAACCUAUCAUUUCUUAUUCUUGAUCGGAAAUGGCAGCUCCGCACCUCCAUCUGCAUGUGUUAGCACCAGAAUCCAUGGCCAGCACAAACAUCUUAAGCAACAACGAUUACAACAGAGCAUGUCUAUUCUGUGAAUUUUGAGCUCAUUGCGUGCUAACUGCGUAUAUAAUCUAUAUAAAAAGUAUCUGUUCUUGGCUGACAGGAGCGGCACCUGACCGUCUUCUGCUGCUGUAGCCCAUCUGAUGGGGUGCUCAGGAGGUAGAGCAGGUCUACUAAUGGGAAGGCUGGUGGUUUGAUCUCCGGCUGCCCAACUCUCCAGUUUACAUGCCUAAGUACACCUUGGCAAGAUACUGAACCCCAAGUUGCUCUUGAAUGUGUUCAUCGGAGUAUAAAUGUAUGUUAAUAUUAGAUAGAGAGCACUUAGGUGUAGAAAAAGUAGGAAUGUGUGAAUGAGUGAAAGAGGCAUGGGGUAUAAAGCGCCCUGAGUGUUCAAGUAGUGUAGAAAAGUGCUAUGCAAGAACCAGUCCAUUUACCAUCUGUUUCAAGACUGGACACGUUGCAUGCUCAUAGAUGCUUUUCUGCAUACCUUGGGUGGUUAUUUGAGUUACUUCUCCAUCAGCUCACAGUAGUCUAGCAAUUCUCUUCUGACCUCUGCUAUCAACAAAUCAUUUUCACCUAGAGAUCUGCCACUGAGUGGAUAUUUUCUCUCUUUUGGACCAUUCUCUGUAAACCCUGAAGAUGCCUGUGUGGGAAAAUCCCAGCGGAUGAGCAGUUUCGGAAACACUCCGACCAGUCUGUCUGGCACCAACAACCACACCAUCUUCAAAGUCACCUAAAUCACCUUUCCUCCUCAUUCUAGUGCUCGGUUUAAACUUCAGCAGGUCAUCUUGAUCAUGUCUUCAUGCCUAAAUACACUGAAUUGCUGCCAGGUGAUUGGCUGAGUAGAUAUUUAUUAGAUUGUUUAUAUUUAUUGAUAUAUUGAUAUAACGAUUUGAUAUAUUGAUUUGAUAUAUUGAUUUGAUAUUAACACAUUAAUGCGCAAUUAAAGAAAACAUGUACCUAAGAAAAUGGCUGGUGAGGAGUAUGACUCUAUUGUUUUCUCUAACAUGUUUUCUCAUUUUGACUUGGGUGUAAAAUUAUUAUUAUUAUUUUUAACAUUUGAUGAGCUUCUUGUAUUUUGGGAUAAGAUGGGAUCUAUUGUGAUGUCACAGGUCAGAAAAUUAAGCAAGUAGUCAAAUGUAAAUCAGCCAAAGCCACCUAUACAGUGCACUAGGGGUACGAAUAAGGAUGACACUGUAUGGAAAUUCAGAUUUGCAGCCCAGUGAAGACACACCGACCUGAUUUCCAGCAGGCUGGGAUGUUUACAUUUGCAGGUACCAGAAAGGGCUGGAAAUAAAACUCUGACAAUUUAGCUUUACUGCCUACCAAACAUCACUAAGCUUGAUGAUUGUGGUGUAAAACAAAAAGUGUUAAGUCCUUAUCUGGGCAUCCCUUUAGGAGACUAACAAGCAGCAAAUAAAUAAAAGAGAAUAACCUGUUUCCCUGUGUGCUACUUUAUAUCCACGUAUUAUGUGGCCGCUGAUGGCGGGGAAUUAAAAUAAAUAAUUUAAGUGGAGGAAGAGUUCUCUUAGUUGUGCAAGCGGCACACAAAUGAUGAUUUUAAUUAGUUUACCACUGUGUCGUGGGGAAACAUUUUGAGGGAAACAAACUGUUCAGCCCUUCUUGUUGGUUGGCAGUGAGCCAGAUGAGAUUGCUGUAUGGUUUAAAUCACUUUAGUGACAUUUGGAUUGAAUCAUACAACCUUAAUGCAGCCAGCUGUCAACAACCUUUCAUCAAAUUAAUUUGCCACAUUGGCCAGAAGUAUUUCAUCGCUUCUCCCUUUAACUAAAAUUGUCUUGUUGAGCUAAUAAAACUGAAACACUGAUGCCAAAAACACAGGUGAUAUGUGACCAAACAGCUUUGUGCACUAUUUUAGUUUUAAUUAACCCCCAACUGAUGAUUUUCAAUGAAGCAUUCAGCGUUAUUUAUACAGUGGGGAUCAUGCCAGUGUUUAUGGGAAAAAAUAAAAUUCAAUACUAUCAUUACCCGGUGGUCAAUUUGAGAUAUUUUAACCCUGGGUGAGAAAUCUGGGCAGUUAAGAGAAUAAUUUGGGUUGGUUUAUGGAUUACAGCUGCCAUUCCUUAGAUUUUUCCACGUGGACUGUUUUUAUUUUUAUUUUUUUCAUAGCCAGGUGAACCUGCAAAACCCAGAUAAUGCAGUAGAGCCAUACACAUCAUAUAGACGCACAUUCUGCCUGCCGUACAUGUGCUGCCAAGGACGUACUAUCCACGUUGCCCACCAGAAAUGACCAAGAUGGGCACAAGAUUUGCGCAUCCUGAGCAUCACAAACAACCACGCAUGCUUAAACACAGGAUGCAGCUCGUGUAAAACUCGUGUCAAUCAGACUUAAGUGUCAGUUUUGUGCCCAACAUCAUUCACCGGGUUGGGCAAAUAUCAGAAUUGUUUGUUGCAGUGUAAGGCCCGAUGCCACAAACACCAAACCCUCAGAUUACAUUCUCUCAACUAUUUAACUACCAACUCCAAUGCUAGAUCGCAUCCUUGAAUCAUCCUCUCCAGUUUGUCCUGCCUGGGCGGGGUGAGCGCGUGUGCCAUCCUGGCUCCUAUGGCAACCCGAUAGAUUAGCUCCAUCAAUAUUCACGUUAUUAGAAAGCGCGAGGCUUAUGGAUUAGUGAUGUCAGCGCUCAGUGAAAGCCAGGGGCAGCUGCGUGCAUGUGUGUAUUCACCUUGCGCCGUGAGAGGGCUCAGAUAGGCUUUCGGGGGAGGUGGGGAUCAUGCUUUGUCAUUGAGGAGCUCAGCAGCAGCAGCAGCAGCAUUCUCCCACUCCGGCACGUCCGACGCUCAGCAUGCUGCAUCCUGAUGCGCUCCCGUCUGCACUCAACGAGCUUACCUGGAUUUACAUGCAUUUGUCGUUUGGCGCUUUUACAUGAGCGUCUGAUCGCAGCCGCCGCGUAUUCGUUGACGCAUCUCAAUGUUUGAACCGGAGGAGAGCGGCACGUCCCAAGAGUCAGAUAAGAUACGACCCGUCCUGCGGACCUCCCCCGUCACUGUUUUUGCCUUCAGCGGCACCCCGAGUGUGUGAGAUUCAUGAUUCAUCCCCCCGCUUUCACGGGCUGUCCUUAGAGCGCAACCUCUUCUGGUUCUUCCAAAUGGAGAGAUUCCAGUCCUCCAUGCGCAAACGGCUCUACAGCUUGCCGCAAAACAUUGGGCAAAAGCCCUUUGUGACUGACGAAGGGGAGAACGGCGACAAGGACACUAAAAGGAAAAGUAUCGGGCUCAAACAUUUGUCCUCUCUGUCUCCCGCGAGCAGUUGUAAGAGCAUUGGGGAGGCCGGGGUCGAAGACUUUGAAAGGGACGUCACCGUGAAGACCAACUUGAAUGGGGACUGCCGCUUUUUUAGGGGCAGCAUCUCUUCCAUCUCCGGACGGCAUCCCCCCGGGUCAGAUUUGGCGGAGCAGAGGCGCCUCAUCCCCGAGGCUGAUGCUGGAGUCAACGAGAGUUUCCCCGGUGAGCACGGCCCCGGGGCCCUGCAGCGGGCAACGGGUGGGCUGACCGGCAUAGUCGGGCAACCGUCACUGUUUGACCAGUCAACUUUCAUCAAGUUGGAGGGCUCUGAGCAAAUAAUACCCGAAGAUGAGCGUCUCUACCAGGCUGGCUUCAUGCACCGGCAGUUUGGGGCGAUGCUCCAGCCGGGAGUCAACAAGUUCUCCCUGCGGAUGUUGGGCAGUGAGAGGGCCGUGGAACACGAAAGGGAACGCGUGAAGUCUGCAGGCUUCUGGAUAAUCCAUCCCUACAGUGAUUUUAGGUUCUACUGGGAUCUGACAAUGCUGCUGUUGAUGGUGGGAAACCUCAUCAUCAUCCCCGUGGGCAUCACCUUCUUUAAGGACGAGCACACGCCGCCCUGGAUAGUCUUUAACGUCGUGUCGGACACCUUCUUCCUCAUGGACCUGGUCCUCAACUUCCGCACGGGCAUCGUCAAGGAGGACAACACGGAGAUCAUCCUGGACCCGCAUCAGAUCAAGAUCAAGUACCUGAAGAGCUGGUUCGUGGUGGACUUCGUCUCCUCCAUACCCGUGGACUACAUCUUUCUUAUCGUGGAGACGCGCAUCGACUCAGACUUUUACAAGACGGCCCGAGCUCUGAGGAUCGUCCGCUUCACAAAGAUCCUCAGUCUGCUACGGCUGCUGCGCCUCUCCAGACUCAUUCGCUAUAUCCACCAGUGGGAAGAGGUUUUCCACAUGACAUACGACCUUGCCAGCGCCAUGGUGCGUAUCAUGAACCUGAUUGGUAUGAUGCUGCUGCUGUGUCACUGGGAUGGCUGUCUGCAGUUUCUGGUUCCCAUGCUGCAAGACUUCCCCCCAGACUGCUGGGUCACCAGGAACAAGAUGGUGAAUGACACCUGGGGUCAGCAGUACUCCUACGCCCUGUUCAAGGCCAUGAGUCACAUGCUGUGUAUCGGGUAUGGCCUGUACCCUCCUAUCGGCAUGGCUGACGUGUGGCUCACUAUCCUCAGCAUGAUCGUGGGUGCCACCUGCUUUGCCAUGUUUGUGGGGCAUGCGACUGCACUCAUUCAGUCUCUGGACUCCUCCAGGAGGCAGUACCAAGAAAAGUACAAACAAGUGGAGCAGUACAUGUCCUUCCACAAGCUUCCUGCAGACAUGCGUCAGAGGAUCCACGACUACUACGAACACCGGUAUCAGGGCAAGAUGUUUGACGAGGAGAGCAUACUGGAGGAACUGAAUGAGCCGCUGAGAGAGGAGAUCAUCAACUUUAACUGUCGCAAACUGGUCGCCUCCAUGCCCCUGUUCGCCAACGCUGAUCCCAACUUCGUCACCUCCAUGCUAACCAAACUACGCUUUGAGGUCUUCCAGCCGGGCGACUACAUCAUCAGGGAGGGGACCAUCGGCAAGAAGAUGUACUUCAUCCAGCACGGCGUUGUCAGCGUCCUGACCAAGAACAGCAAAGACACCAAGUUGUCCGAUGGCUCUUAUUUUGGAGAGAUCUGCCUGCUGACCCGAGGCAGGAGGACUGCCAGCGUGCGGGCAGAUAACUACUGUCGACUGUACUCUCUGUCUGUAGACCACUUCAACGAGGUGCUGGAGGAGUAUCCCAUGAUGAGGAGGGCGUUUGAGACUGUGGCGCUCGAUCGCCUGGAUCGCAUAGGGAAGAGGAACUCUGUUCUUCAACACAAAGUUCAGCAUCACCAAAGUUCUGGCACACUAAACCUUCAUGAGAGUGAGAUCAUCCAAAGAAUAGUGCAACACGACCGCGACAUGGCCCAGUGCACUCAGCUGAACCAAACCAGCACUGUGCCGAGUAUAAACCGUCCGCCUGCUCCUCCGUCACCCACCCCGGUCAUCUGGGCCCCGCUGGUUCAGGCUCCGCUCCAGGCUGCGGCUGCCACCACCCCGCUUGCUAUGGCCUUGGCCCACCAGUCCCAGCUUCCUCCAAUCCUCUUCCACCAUCCUCUGGUGCCACGUCCUGGCUCUGUGAAGGACCCGUCCAGCUAUUCAAAGAGAGUACAUGUUGGAGCGAGCGCCUCCAGUAGCUGUGGUUCAGGCCCCAAUUCUCCCACUAGCUCUGCCAACCUUAGAUCUGAGGUUGAGACUGCCACACUAGUAUUCCCCAGGACACAGCUACUUUCCAGUGGGCCGUUGUCACCCAUACUGACGUCUCAGCCCAUCUUCACCAGCAGCCUGCAGCCCCUCGCCCCUCUGCACACACACCAGCCUCUGCUCCAUCCUCCCCACUCUGGCAUGGCGUCGGUGUUUCCCAUCAGCCAGGCCACCGUCUCUUACACCUGCUCCGCUCAGCUCCACUCCCAGCCGUUUCAUGGUGCUAUGACCACCCCACCACGACCGAUAGGUUUACUCCAACAGGGGGCACCAGGGAGGCUAGCAGGGAGAUUCCCGGCCCCCUCAGCCACCACAUUAACCCCUCUUAUUUCAAGCUCAGUCGGCCCCAUACUGAGCCAAUUGCAGCAAACCUCCCAUAUCACCUCACAGCAGGUGGGGUCCAGCAGUGACAGAGCAAGCAGGAGAACCAGUGGCCUGAACCUCCCACAUUUUCCCUUCAUCACCAACACCCAGUCCUCCGCUGGAUUUAAUCAGCCAGUGUCUGCAGUCGGAGCCGGGGCCGCAGCCUCUCUGGCCCAGCACAGCCUGGCAGGACUCCAGUCUGUUUUUCUCCCGCAGGUUCUCCCAGAGCACUCAGCCCUCGCCUCCCUGGCCCAGUAUGGCUCUGCAGAGGCCUCGCCUUGCUACACGCCUCCUGUCCACAGUCCCAGCAUCCAGAGCCCCGUGAGGGGAAGGACAGUAUGCCACAGUGAGCUCCCCAGCACUGCGGACUCUCAUAGUCCUCUAACCCUUCAGACCUCAUGCCCUGCCAGGGUGGCCUGUACCCUCAGACAGAGGGCAGAGUCCUCGGUGGAUCUCUUUUCCCAGGAAAUAAAGACUAUCUCAGGCUCUCACAGCUCUAUAUACCAGGAAAGGCCUUUGGCCAUAAGCGGCUCCUCUGAGGGUGUAGCAGGGGCGCCCAGCCCCUUCUCCUCACUGAUGGCUGUCAGUAAACCCUACACCCCAAUCCCGGGUCAAGCCACUCCUGUCAGUCGGACACAUUCAGGGCCUGAGCCUCAGCACCAGUCCGUUGGUUUUCACUCUCCUCCCAUUAGAUCUCCCGCUAAAAUGUUAGAGAAGGAACACAAACAGUCCAAACUCCCGUCCAAUUUGUGAGAUUUAGACACACCCUCCUUUAAUGCCUGAGUGAAGGGAAGAUCACUUGGCAUCAUUUUAACCACUAUGUCAAAUUUUGAAGUAGGAGGGUGUGCUAUAGCUCAGUGGUUUUGUUUUUAACCAGAGUGAACAGAUCGAGUUUGAUAAUGGACAGUGACAGAUAUAUAUUUUUUACAGGAUACUGCGUCUUUAAAAAUGCUAAUAACAUCCAAACUGUAUUGAUGGGUAUAUGUAACACCUCAUAAAAGUAUCAAUUGUUCCGUGUAUUAUAUUCUAACCGCACUCUGUGAUUUGUAUUUGUUUAAAACCCCAUCGUCCAGGCAAUUUGUGUAACCUUUUAGCCACAUCCUAUUUAGUUGGAACGUCGUCCACAACUGUAUCCAGUUAUGAUCAAAACCAAAAAAAACCUGCUGUCCUCUGUUCACAUCCUUUCCCACUGCUGAGAGCGUCGUGUGAACGCAGGGUUACUCCGUAAGAGAUGUGAGGAGAGACAGACUGUGCACUUUGCUCGUUUCAGAAAUAACCUGAAGGCUUGACGAUGGCACGUCUUCCAAGAUAGCUUUCCAGCAAUAUUGCACACCCAAAUGGGUCACACAGAUCAGAUAGUAUUUAAAAAUAAAUCUAAGUAAUGAAUGUAAUGAAAAUGUGUGAGUGGGAGGAGCGGGAUUCAUUUUGAAUGUGUUUAAACAUGAAGGUGAUGACAGAUUUCACAAUAGAUGCCAACUUAUUUCAGUCUGGCAAUAACUUUGGUACAAAACAUUCACCUGAGCCGAGGUUUGUGUGCCAUUAGCAUAGUAUGCAAUAAUCUGUGUGUUCUUUUGUCUUGUUUUUUUACUGGUAUGCAAAGGUACUGUGAAUCGAAGCACUGACUUGAGAUCAGACUCAUUAAAACAAGGGAACUGAAUUUAAAAAAAAAGAAAGAAGCAAUUGUCGAUAAUCAAAACAUCCUGAAACCAGCGAUGCACUGAGAUUGCUCUGAAUGUUUCUUGCACCAGUCAAAGGGCUAAAAGCAGUUUCCUGGACUCACGAUCAACGAGAACCCCUGAUGGGUCAUAUUGCUGCAUAUUUACCUCUUUCAUUGUACAAUAUUUGAAAGAUUUGACAUGUAUUGUUGAACAAUUGCUGCUUUGUGAUGCUAUGCUGAAUCAAUAACGUGUAUAUCAACUGACUUACUUUUAAAAACCAGACUCUUAAAUCCUUCUACUUGUUAAUAAGUUCACGUGUUUAGAUGAUGCGUCUACCUUUGUGGACCUGCAGCCGGUGACAAACUGUGAGCCGGUCGGCAGGUCGGAUCAUCAGAGGAUCCUGUCCAGUGGCUUUAGCUGCCCGGUUGGUGAGCCUGAGGUCUGCAAUGACUCUGAGUUCCACAAGAAAGAGAUACCAUCAGACACUAGCCAGCCUCUGCCAAUGGGCUCGAUCAAUCCUUCAUUACUAUUCUCCUCCAACCGCCUGCCACAGGCAUUUGCUUAGAGGUUAUUUUGAGUGCAUUCAACUUAAAAGUGUGUGUGCGUGUGUGUAGGAGGUAUCAUUCGUUCAUCCAUCCAUUCAUAUAUUUAUUUAUCAUUUUGCUGCCUUUUAGCCAUCGAAUCUCAUUCUUUUGUCACCUGUAUGUUACAGACAUUUUAUUUAAGCCUCCAAAUUCAAUGCAAUAAAAUGACAUAUGGUUAAUUACCCUCA
Messenger RNA from Haplochromis burtoni (Burton's mouthbrooder), 10480 nucleotides. Its product is annotated as potassium/sodium hyperpolarization-activated cyclic nucleotide-gated channel 3. The transcript is spliced from 8 exons. The record is from RefSeq and is a predicted model, not a curated record. Gene Ontology annotation, molecular function: voltage-gated potassium channel activity. Lineage: Eukaryota; Metazoa; Chordata; Actinopteri; Cichliformes; Cichlidae. Bases 5222 to 8803 code for a protein of 1193 amino acids. Gene Ontology annotation, biological process: transmembrane transport; potassium ion transport. Gene Ontology annotation, cellular component: membrane.